Purpureocillium takamizusanense is the source of this 1692-nucleotide messenger RNA. Its product is annotated as Medium-chain acyl-CoA dehydrogenase. The record is from RefSeq and is a predicted model, not a curated record. Gene Ontology annotation, molecular function: acyl-CoA dehydrogenase activity; flavin adenine dinucleotide binding. Lineage: Eukaryota; Fungi; Ascomycota; Sordariomycetes; Hypocreales; Ophiocordycipitaceae. The transcript has a single exon. The coding region runs from base 52 to 1452 and encodes 466 amino acids.
GUUUUCGACGACGACGACGAAACUCACCGUGUCCAUUGCGCCUCACCAGCCAUGUCUCGCCUCGUCCUACGCCGCGUGCGGCAAGCCGGCCGGCCGGUGGUGAUGUCCCAGUUUUCAUCAUCGCCGUCAUCAUCAUCAUUAUUAUUAUUGCCCUCAGCUUCACACAGCCAUGGUUCAUUGCGAGACGGUGGCCACCGCCAUCAACAACGCGGUUUUUCCGCCUCGUCGUCGCGACGGAUCAUGGAAACGACGGGCUUCACGGAGAACCAGCUCAUGGUGCGCGAGGCAGUCGGCCAGAUCUGCGCCCAGUUCCCCAACACGUACUGGCAGGAGCACGACCAGAAGGAGCAAGACCCGAGCGACUUCCACGCGGCCAUGGCCAAGGCCGGGUGGCUGGGCAUCGCGCUGCCCGAGUCGCUGGGCGGCAGCGGGCUGGGCAUCUCCGAGGCGACCAUGAUGAUGCAGACCAUCACCGAGUCGGGCGCGGGCAUGGCGGGCGCGCAGGCCAUCCACGCCAACGUGUACGCGACGCAGCCGCUCGCCAGGUUUGGCACGCGCGAGCAGCUCGAGCACACCAUCCCCAACAUCAUCUCGGGCAAGUGGCGCGCCUGCUUUGGCGUCACGGAGCCCAACGCGGGGCUCAACACGCUGGGGCUCGCGACCGCCGCGCACCGCCUCCCGGACGGCAGCGGCUACCGCGUCUCGGGGCAGAAGAUCUGGAUUACGUGCGCGCAGGUGGCGUCCAAGAUGAUCCUGCUGGCGCGCACGACGCCGCUGGAGCAGGUGCGCCGGCCCAGCGAGGGGCUCUCGCUGUUCUGCAUCGACCUGGACAGGAGCCAGCCCGGGCUGGAGAUGCGCAAGAUCAAGAAGAUGGGCGGCCGCGCCGUCGACGCCAACGAGGUCUUCUUCGACGGGUAUAGCAUACCGUCCAGCGCGCUCAUCGGCGAGGAGGGCAAGGGCUUCAAGCUCAUCCUCCACGGCAUGAACGCCGAGCGCUGCCUGCUGGCGGGCGAGGCCCUGGGACUGGGCUACGCGGCGCUCGAGCGCGCCGCCAGCUACGCCCGCGAGCGCGUCGUCUUCGGGCGGCCCAUCGGGCAGAACCAGGGCGUGGCGCACCCGCUGGCCGACGCGUACAUGCGGCUCGAGGCGGCGAAGCUGGCCACGUACCACGCGGCGCGGCUGUACGACGCCGCGGCCACGGGCACCGACGAGAGCAUCAAGCAGGACGCCGUCGGGGUGGCGGCCAACAGCGCAAAGUACGUGGCGGCCGAGGCGGCGUUUGCGGCGUGUGAGCGCGCGGUGAUGGCGCACGGCGGCAUGGGCUACGCGGCCGAGUACGACGUCGAGCGGUGGCUGCGGGAGUGCCUGGUGCCGCGGAUCGCGCCGGUGAGCAGGGAGAUGAUUCUCAACUACAUUGGCGAGAAGGUGCUGCGGCUGCCGAGGAGCUACUGAGGGUCUUGGAGCGUGGCAGGGUCAUUCAUCUUAUGAGUCUUCAUCUUAUGAGUAUUAGUAUUAUCGGAUCGUGAUACAUAUAGAGCAAGGUGGAAUAAAGUGUGAUUAGAGAUGGAUGGGUGUGCACCCCAAGGUCGCACCGUUGGUGUAAGUCGCGUGUGAGGCAGGUGGGGAUAUUUGCAUUCGCCCCAUGGAAGUGGUUGUAUAGGGUUGAUCGUACUGCACGUAUAACAUCGCGAC